Aquila chrysaetos chrysaetos is the source of this 11511-nucleotide messenger RNA. RefSeq names its product ATP binding cassette subfamily C member 5 (gene ABCC5). NCBI's taxonomy places the organism in Eukaryota, Metazoa, Chordata, Aves, Accipitriformes, Accipitridae. The transcript is spliced from 36 exons. The record is from RefSeq and is a predicted model, not a curated record. Gene Ontology annotation, biological process: proteolysis; transmembrane transport. Bases 4085 to 9322 code for a protein of 1745 amino acids. Gene Ontology annotation, molecular function: metalloaminopeptidase activity; ABC-type transporter activity; ATP hydrolysis activity. Gene Ontology annotation, cellular component: membrane.
GAGGGGGAGUUUAGGUAUCCUGGAGGAAAUGCACACUUGGUUUUUCUCUUUGGUUUUGAGUAUAGUUUAAAGUUCUUCCUUAACUGGUAUGUGGUCUCUUUGCAUAAAAUUCUUAUGUGCAGGUCUUUUAAUUGUUUUCUUUUUCUUUUUGCAAUUCUGUAAAUUAAUCUUGGAAUAAAAUUCAAUCUGAUAAAACACUAAUCUUAGAUUAUUGGCAUUAAUAGCACAGUCUUCAAGAAGUGGAAUGAAACAAUUUUAUUAGAGCACUACUUAAAAACUAAUGUGAGCAGGUCUCAAGAAGUCUGUGGGUAUAGAUCCUACAGAGAAUGGUCAGACAGGUUUCAUGUAGAAGUGUUAGAGUACAUUAUUGCCUCUAGGAACUGCUGCUGUUUGUUGCUAUGGGUCGUAAUGAAGAUAACAACAUAUGGGACUUGACAUUCACGCCAUUUUUUGUCACCUGUUUGUUGCACGUGCUGUGCAGAUUUACAGUUGAAAUUUUGACUAAAUUUAUUCUCUACACAUUUCCCUUGAGGAGUAGGAGCAGUAUUACUGCUAGUAGUACACGUUUCAGUGUGCUGGUAAGCUGAAGUUUCAUUUCUUGGGUAAGUACACUUGGGUGCACUGUUAGGUGAAAUGUCUUUUUAAAAUGUUUUCCUGCUUUUAAAUGUCUUAUCAAAAUGAUGUUCUGCUUUUUAAGCCUUUUUAAAGUUUGCCUUGUUACAUGUAAUAUGAAUAACAAUAAAUAUUUCUGUGGUAUUGUUUUCUUGGUAAUAAUUUAUAGUAGCUUGUAUUAUAAAAUAUACGAACAUACUUUGGUAAUUAACAAUAAAUCAUGAUUAAGGUUUUAACAGCACUAGCUUUCCCCAAGAAGAGCUUCUGUCAUUGUUUCACUACAGGGCUUUAGUAGAUGCUUUUAUUUUUAGCAAAGAACUUGCAGCAGGGUUGCCCCUAAUUUCUGUAGUGUAAUUUUCUCAGUUUGUCUCAGCCAAACUGCUGAAUGAGAGAGAGUGGGAGGGGAAGGAGAAAAACAAACCAACUUGACUAGGCUGGGGGCUACCGCUGCAAUUGAUGCUCGAUUUGGGUUAUUUAAAAUUAUCUAUAGAUAUUUGCCCAUUUACAGGCAACCUUAUUCAUUUCUCUGAAUAAGGAACAAUUCCCUUUUGGUUCCACCAUUCGGCAUGAAAAAUAAGUCUUUACCAUCCCUCCUCCCUGUUUUUAAAAAUGGCAUGCCUCAUAGAUAUGCCUAUGCUGUCUCCUCAGAAGUAUCAGUGCUUUCUUGUAUUGUUACACCCUUUCAGUCACCUGAAGGUGAAAAGGGAGAUCAGGAAAAGCACUUGACUUGACCUCAUGUGUUGGUGAAAAUUAUAAAAAUGGAGUUAAACACAAUAUAAACUUCAAAAAUUUUAAUUGAAUGUCUAUGACCUUGAAAUGCCAGCCAACAGCUGUGGCUUUGCUAAUGAGCAUUGUGAUAGUUAUAACUGGAAAGGAGUUGUUGCAGACUUCCUGUGGUGUUUUUUUUUAAUACCAAAUAGAUCCUUCAAGGGUCUUCCUUUUUUUUUUUUUUUUUUUUUUUUUUUUUUUUUUUGAUAAAUUCUGCAUCUGGCACAGUAUCCAAACCCAUAACCUGGUGAGACAGCUGUGUGUGUCAGACUGCCUUGUAAUAACCAUCAGAAUGUACUAGUAUAGGUGAGAUACUAUUUAUCUUCAGUGAGUAUUUGCUGCCAUUUGAUCAGCUACCAAAACUUACAAGUUUGGGUUGAGGAGCAAAGAAGUUUUUCGAUUACUAAACAUAAUCAGUUUAACUCCAGGUCUGAACAAUGUACCGGUUUGUAACUGUUCAGAGCUAUUCUUCCUGUUUGGGAGAUGGGGAAACUUGCUAUCUUAGUGGAGUACAGCUUGACAGUUUGGUCAGUUAUUGGAGGGGGGAGUGGUAAGCUAUUGGAGGUAAGUUUCCCGAUUUCCCAGUUGGCUCCAGUUGCAGCCUGCCCCAUGCUGGCUGCAGCAGGGACGCCGGCACUGCAGUGGGACCAGUGACAGAAGCUGUUCUUUAGAAUUUUCAGGAUGGCUGUUUUCUGCGUCAGAAUGAGACAGUCCUGCUGGGCAGAGCCAACGCCAAGAGCAAAGGUAAGGUAAUGUUUAUUCAAUGGGAAUGCUUAAGACAGCCGAGCAGCUAGUACCAACUACUACGGUAAUAGUCGCAGGAGUUCCUUUUUCCCUGAUAGCUUGAGUUUUAGUUUUUGUACUGUAACUUUCUUGUUUUGUAAAUAACUUUAUGCUGGAUUCUUGUCAUUAAACUAGUUUGAAUUCAAAUAAUAUGUGUUCAGAUGUAAAUGUUAAUUCUGUGUGACUUUUUUCCCCUCCCUUUUCAAAAUUCUUUAAUCUGCUGUUUCCUCUUUUCUUUCUUCCGGAAAAAAAAAAAAAAAAUGGGGGUAUAAUGUAAGCUGCUCUCUAUUUCAUCACGGGAGAUGCUGAAUCUAUAAAAUAGUGCUGAAAAAUUGCACUAAAAAGUUUUGGGAGGAAUGAGACCCCAGGAAACAUCUGCUAUCUUUAUACAUCCUCUCUUGGAGACUUUCAGCAAUGCUGUGGUGUGCGAGAAAAUGCUUGCAGUCUGCGACCAUGCUGAGUUACAGCUCGUGAGGAAAAAGGGGGAUUUUCACCCCAAUUGCUCAGUGACUCAGUUGCAUAUGUUGGAUUGAAUACUGGAAAAAGAAGUCAGUAAUCUCCUUAGUAACUGCAAACCAACUGUAUGCAGUUGUGGUCCAAACAGUCGAUGUAAAACUAAAUCCAAGUAAGGAGAAAGUUGGAAUGCAAUAGAUCUGUGAAUGUGAGCCCCUCACAUUUGUUCAGGGAUUGGUAUGUAAAUUUUCUCAGUGGCCAUUCUAGAACCUGAUGGACAUCUGGCUUUAAUUCACACCUGUGAAAAAGAAAGAGCAAAAUUAUUUACAGCAUGUUUCCUUGGUUCUGACGUGCAGAAUUACUUUCCUCAGAACAGAUGAAUUUGAUCUCCAUUUUUUUCUGUUAUUUGGUGCUGGGCUAUAGCUAUCAAUACCUUUGCUGAAGUAGUGGGGUUUUGUUUUUUUCCUCUCUCUUCAAACUAUACAGAACUCUUAUUUGCAAAACCUGGUGUAGCCAAGAGGACUUCAAUGGACUAUGAUGUGAAAGGCUUCUCAAAUAUUUUCUUUGGUCUCAGAUUUUUUUUGUUGCUUUUUAUUGUGGGCAAAGGUAAUUCUCUGCUCUGUACUAGCAUAUCAAAAGCACCAGUAUCUUAAAGCAUCAUUUGUUGAAAAGCUCUCUAGGAAAUCUUUUGCUGUCUGUGAAGCCUUACUGUAGGAUACUUUUUAAACCACAUUUCAGAAUUUGUGCAGCCUCAGAAGCCUCCUCUGUUGGCACCUGCAAGUUUGACUUCUUUUGGACUUCAUGAACAAAUACUGUUCUGUUUUUGUAUCUUUACAAUUUUGUGUGUAGUUUCAAAUCUAGUUUAUGUUAGAGGCUAAGACUGACUGUUAGAUAUUAGCCCUUUAUUAUUAUCCUGUAUGUGCAGAUUGUAUGUUUAUACAAUGCUCUACCUGUUGUACAGUGUUUUUGAGAUGUUACCAUUUAAGAUGGCACUUCAUUUCAAAUAAAAGCCUAUUGUUUCGCAGUCAAUAGUAUUUAAUAUCGCUGGUGAUUGUGAGUUGUAUGAUGUUAUAUUGUGCCGUUGGACCACAAAGAGCUGGAGGUGGGAAUCGGUGGUUCUGGGGGCUGUCCUCUUUCUGCAGGUGAUGUUUGAAAUGUGAUUCCUGAGGUAAAAUGUUUAUGUUUUGGGGGGGAGAGGGUAUGGGGAGGGAUUGAAUGGUUAGUUUUUUGUCUUUUUUUUUUCUCCCCUGUCCCCAAUGAUUUGUGGUAUUGCGUACCUUGUGCUUUCUGCUUGUUUUUUUCUUUACUAUUAAACUGCUGAUGUUUAUUUCCAGGAAUGUUUUGCAAAUGUCCUUCUCACUCUUCCCCUCUACAACUGUAGGCGUUCGUUGUGAAACAUCUUUUGGAGUAUACCCAACAGAGUGAGUCCAACCUGCAGUACAGCUUGUUUUUAGUUUUUGGCAUCUUUAUGACGGAAAUAGUGCGAUCUUGGUCCCUUGCACUAACCUGGGCUUUGAAUUACCGCACGGGGGUUAGACUGCGUGGAGCUAUCUUGACAAUGGCGUUUAAGAAAAUUCUUAAGCUGAAGAACAUCAAGGAGAAGUCUCUUGGAGAGCUCAUAAAUGUAUGUUCCAAUGAUGGUCAAAGGAUGUUUGAAGCUGCAGCAGUUGGGAGUUUGUUGGCUGGGGGGCCUAUUGUGGCCAUCUUAGGAAUGGUUUAUAAUGUGAUUAUUCUGGGUCCAACAGGCUUCUUGGGCUCUGCUGUCUUCAUCCUUUUCUACCCAGCAAUGAUGUUUGUAUCACGUCUCACAGCUUAUUUCAGAAGAAAAUGUGUAUCAACAACAGAUGAGCGUGUGCAAAAGAUGAAUGAAGUUCUUAAUUACAUUAAGUUCAUUAAAAUGUAUGCCUGGGUCAAACCAUUUUCUCAGAAUGUUCAAAAAAUUCGUGAGGAAGAACGUAAAAUCUUAGAGCGUGCGGGCUACUUCCAGAGCAUCACUGUGGGUGUGGCUCCCAUAGUUGUAGUCAUUGCCAGCGUGGUGACCUUUUCUGUCCAUAUGAUCCUUGGCUACGAUCUUACAGCAGCUCAGGCAUUCACAGUGGUCACUGUCUUUAAUUCAAUGACUUUUGCUCUAAAAGUAACGCCUUUCUCAGUGAAGUCUCUAUCUGAGGCAUCUGUUUCUGUUGACAGAUUUAAGAGUUUAUUUCUAAUGGAAGAGGUUCAUAUGAUAAAGAAAAAACCAGCCAAUCCUCACACCGCGAUAGAGGUGAAAAAUGCUACCUUGGCUUGGGACUUCUCCCACGCCAGCGUCCAGAGCUCACCAAAGUUGACCCCCAAAGUGAAAAAAGACAAGAAAGUCACCAAGGGCAAGAAAGAGAAAAUGAAGCUGCAGAAUGAGGGACAGCAAGCUGUGCUGGCAGAGCAGAAGGGCCAUCUUCUAGUGGACAAUGAUGACCAUCCUAGCCCUGAAGAGGAGAACAAAAUCAUCCACCUGGUUAACCUUCGGCUUCAGAGGACUCUCUACAACAUUGACUUGGAGAUAGAAAAGGGAAAACUUGUUGGAAUUUGUGGCAGUGUGGGGAGUGGAAAAACUUCACUUAUCUCAGCAAUUUUAGGACAGAUGACUCUGUUGGAGGGUAGCAUUGCAGUAAGUGGAACAUUUGCAUAUGUGGCCCAGCAGGCCUGGAUUCUCAAUGCUACACUUCGGGACAACAUUCUUUUUGGCAAGGAAUAUGAUGAAGAAAGAUACAAUACCGUGUUGAAUGGUUGCUGUCUAAGGCCUGACCUAGCCAUCCUUCCAAAUGGGGACCUGACAGAGAUUGGUGAACGAGGGGCUAACCUGAGUGGAGGACAGCGUCAGAGAAUCAGUCUGGCUCGAGCCCUGUACAGUGACAGGAACAUUUACAUCCUUGAUGAUCCCCUUAGUGCCUUAGAUGCUCAUGUUGGAAAUCACAUUUUUAACAGUGCAAUAAGGAAGCACCUGAAGUCAAAGACUGUCCUUUUCAUCACUCAUCAGCUUCAGUAUCUUGUUGACUGUGAUGAAGUGAUCUUCAUGAAAGAAGGCUGCAUUACUGAGCGAGGAAGUCAUGAGGAACUGAUGAAUUUAAAUGGGGACUAUGCAACUAUUUUUAAUAACCUACAGCUGGGAGAAACACCACAUAUUGAGAUUAAUAUAAAGAAGAACACAAACAGUUCACUGAAAAGACCCCAGGAUAAAAGUACCAAAACAGGGUCUGUGAAGAAGGAGAAAGUUGUAAAGAAGGAAGAGGGUCAGUUGGUCCAGUUGGAAGAGAAAGGCAAAGGCUCUGUCCCCUGGUCUGUUUAUGGUAUCUACAUUCAGGCAGCUGGAGGCCCCUUUGCAUUCCUCAUCAUCAUGGCACUGUUUGUGCUGAAUGUGGGCAGUACAGCUUUUAGCAACUGGUGGCUGAGUUUCUGGAUCAAGCAAGGCAGCGGAAACACCACUGUGACUUUGGGAAAUGAUACUGUCAUAAGCAACAGUAUGAAAGAUAACCCUCACAUGCAUUACUAUGCUGGCAUCUAUGCACUGUCUAUGGCAGUUAUGUUGAUUCUGAAAGCUGUUCGUGGCGUUGUCUUUGUAAAGGGAACUCUCAGAGCAUCCUCAAGACUCCAUGAUGAACUCUUCCGACGGAUUCUGCGUAGCCCCAUGAAGUUCUUUGACACUACACCCACUGGGCGGAUUCUCAACAGGUUUUCCAAAGACAUGGAUGAAGUUGAUGUUCGUUUGCCAUUUCAAGCAGAAAUGUUCAUCCAGAAUGUCAUCCUUGUGUUCUUCUGUGUGGGGGUGAUUUCUGGGGUUUUCCCCUGGUUCCUGGUGGCAGUGGGGCCCCUCAUUGUCCUGUUCACAGUUCUGCAUGUUGUGUCUAGAGUCUUUAUUCGAGAGCUCAAGCGUCUGGACAACAUCACACAGUCUCCAUUCCUGUCUCACAUUACAUCUAGCAUACAGGGUCUCUCCACAAUCCACGCCUACCACAAAGGACAGGAAUUUCUGCACAGGUAUCAGGAGCUCCUAGAUGACAAUCAGGCACCAUUCUACCUGUUCAGCUGUGCAAUGCGCUGGCUAGCUGUACGGCUGGACAUUAUCAGCAUUGCUCUUAUCACAACCACUGGCCUUAUGAUUGUCUUAAUGCAUGGCCAGAUUCCUCCUGCCUAUGCUGGGCUGGCUAUCUCAUAUGCUGUGCAGUUAACAGGGUUAUUCCAGUUUACAGUAAGACUUGCUUCAGAAACAGAAGCUCGCUUCACCUCAGUGGAGAGGAUUGAUCACUAUAUCAAGACACUUUCUCUGGAAGCUCCUGCUCGAAUUAAGAAUAAAACUCCUCCUCUGGACUGGCCACAGGAAGGUGAAGUUGUUUUUGAAAAUGCAGAGAUGCGGUACCGAGAGAACCUGCCUCUAGUACUUAAAAAAGUGUCCUUUACCAUCAAACCGAAAGAAAAGAUUGGCAUUGUGGGAAGGACAGGCUCAGGGAAGUCUUCCCUUGGAAUGGCACUCUUUCGUCUCGUUGAACUGUCUGGAGGCUGCAUUAAAAUUGAUGGAGUGAAAAUAAAUGACAUUGGUUUGGCAGAUCUUCGCAGCAAACUCUCAAUAAUUCCUCAGGAACCUGUGCUAUUCAGUGGCACUGUGAGAUCAAACUUGGAUCCUUUCAAUCAGUACAGUGAGGAACAAAUAUGGGAUGCUUUGGAAAGGACUCACAUGAAGGAGUGUGUUGCCCAGCUACCUAUGAAACUUGAUUCAGAAGUGAUGGAAAAUGGGGAAAACUUUUCAGUUGGAGAGAGACAGUUACUGUGCAUAGCUAGAGCUCUACUACGUCGUUGCAAGAUUUUGAUACUGGAUGAAGCAACAGCUGCUAUGGACACAGAGACAGACUUACUGAUUCAGGAGACUAUCAGAGAGGCAUUUGCAGACUGCACUAUGUUAACAAUUGCUCAUCGCCUGCAUACGGUACUGGGCUCUGAUCGGAUCAUGGUGCUAACACAAGGACAGGUAGUGGAAUUCGACACGCCGUCUGCCCUUCUGGCCAAUGAGAACUCGCGCUUCUAUGCUAUGUUUGCUGCUGCGGAGAACAAGAUCUGGUGGCUGGAUCCAGAACUGACGUAUGGCAAUGCCAAGCCGUUUGUCUUCACGCAGGGCCACUCAGUGUGUAACCGGUCUUUCUUCCCCUGCUUUGACACACCAGCAGUGAAAUGUACCUAUUCGGCUACUGUCAAGGCUCCAGCAGGCAUACAGGUGUUGAUGAGUGCCACCCAAAGUACCUAUUUAGAAGAGGAAGGUGUAUAUCAAUUUUACAUGGAAUAUCCAGUUCCUGCCUACCUAGUGGCCCUGGUGGCAGGAGACCUUAUACAUGCAGACAUAGGUCCAAGGAGCAGAGUGUGGGCAGAGCCUUGCCUGCUGCCAACAGCCAUCAGCAAGCUUUCUGGCAUUGUUGAGCGCUGGUUGACUGCUGCAGAGAGUCUGUAUGGCCCAUAUAUAUGGGGAAGAUACGACAUUGUUUUUCUUCCUCCAUCCUUCCCUAUUGUUGCCAUGGAAAACCCAUGCCUGACCUUCAUCAUCUCUUCCAUUCUGGAGAGCGAUGAGUUUUUGAUCAUUGACGUCAUUCAUGAAGUUGCCCACAGCUGGUUUGGAAACGCAGUCACCAAUGCUACAUGGGAGGAGAUGUGGCUGAGCGAGGGGCUAGCCACAUAUGCACAGCGCCGGAUCACCACCGAGACCUACGGAGCUGCCUUCACAUGUUUGGAGACUGCAUUCCGCCUUGAUGCCCUCCACAGACAGAUGAAGCUCCUUGGAGAAGACAACCCGGUCAGCAAGCUUCAGGUUAAACUGGAGCCAGGUGUAAAUCCUAGUAAUUUAAUGAACCUCUUCACCUAUGAGAAAGGCUACUGCUUUGUUUACUACCUGUCCCAGCUCUGUGGUGACCCAAGACACUUUGACUCUUUCCUAAGAGCCUACAUUGAGAAGUACAAAUUUACCAGCGUUGUGGCUCAAGAUCUUCUGGAUUCUUUCCUGAAUUUUUUUCCAGAGCUGAAAGAGCAAUGUGUUGAGAGCAAAGCAGGACUGGAGUUUGAACGUUGGCUCAAUGCUACAGGACCUCCGUUAGCUGAGCCAGACUUAUCUCAGGGAUCCAGUCUGACCAGACCAGUGGAGAUGCUCUUCAAACUCUGGACCACAGAGCCUCUGGACUCUGUUGCUGCUGCCAGCAGUGUUGACCUCACUAAAUGGAGAACGUUCCAAACCGUGCUUUUCUUGGACAGAUUGCUGGAUGGGUCACCGCUGCCACAUGAGGUGAUAAAAAAGCUUUCGGAAUGUUACUCCUCUCAGCUGGACUCCAUGAAUGCAGAAAUCCGUAUCCGCUGGUUGCAGAUUGUAGUCCGAAAUGACUAUUAUCCAGACCUUUACAAAGUCCGUCGCUUCUUGGAAAACCAGAUGUCUCGGAUGUACACAAUUCCACUUUAUGAGGACCUUUGCACUGGCACCCUCAAGUCUUUUGCCUUAGAAAUUUUUUACCAGACCCAAAACCAGCUGCACCCCAAUUUGCGGAAAACCAUCCAACAGAUCUUAUCACAGGGCUUGAAUCCACUUCCUGCCAUAGACACUACAGCAGUCACUACAGACACACCAGCAAUGGUGCUUGAGGACAAAGUCUCAGAGGCCACAAAUGGUGCCAUUUCACUCAGGGAUGUUAAUGUGUCUGCUUAGAUCACCAGCUCAUGCCAGCCAUGAAGCUUGAAAAUGGGGACAGGAACAGAGGAAGGAUACCAAGUGUUGCCUCCUUGCCCUCAGCCCUGCAGCUGCAGUGUGUUGUUGUAACUGGAUUUCUCUCCCAAAACACAAAGCAAAUGUGCCUUCAAGUAUCCAGCGUGUGACACUGCCAGAUUUCAGAGAUCUCCUUCAGCUGUAGGAUGGAUAUUUUGAUUCUGUUUAUACUGGGCGGGGACUCCUGGGCAGUUGCUUCUCCAUGGAAAGUGGGUAGUUCCCUUUCCUGAGGCUCUUCUGGAUGGUUUCUCCAAGUUUGUUGGUUGAUGGUUUGUUUUGUUUUUUGUUUUUUUUUUUUUUUUUUUUUUUUUUUUUUUUUUUUUUUCCUCUUUUUGUCUGAGGCCACUGAGGCAUGUCCUACUUGCUGUGUGUACGUUGCUGGGGAGUGUAUAUGUGUCAAGCUGCCAUUAUCCUGAUAUUUGGGCUGAAGUUCUGCAAAGGAGUGACUCAGGAAUUGUCAGUGGCAGCAAACAGGUUUUCAUGUUAUGCUCCUUACUGUGACAGAGGUAUUGUGAUUUGGGAGGUAGGGGAACUAAUGCUUAAAUAAUUAAGAAACUAAUUUUAAAUAGCUCCUGUUCCCCCCUGCCCCCAGGUGGCUAAAUAAUAAUAAUGCUUUUUAUAUAUAUAUAUAAAAAAAUAUAUAUAUAAAAAAACAGGGAAACCUUAUGAUGGAUUUGAAAUCCUUCUGUAGUUAACCCUACCCUCAGUUUUCCCUUUGCACUCAAUGGGACAAGCAAUAAAGAAAUGUGUAGGCUCGAAUUUUCAAAAAAGUUAAAUUUAGGUGCCCAAAUGCCAUAAAUUCUGGUACUAGCUGGAUGCCUAAAUCUUUUUAACUGUUUUGACAAGUCUAGCUGCAGCCUUUGUUAGUGUGUUAGGAUGUGUAGCACGUGUGUUUGUUAGAUGCACUGUGUGUCUUCUAUUCUGUCCUUUUGGAAGAAUUAACAGGACCUUUAAUUUAAUUUUUUUAAAGAUCCCUAGCAUAUGUUUGGCCUGUAAGUCAACCAUGGAGAUACCCAUGCUAAAAUUUUACUGCCUUGAAUAAUGUUCGCCUGAAUAACAGUUGUCCUGUCAUACGAUAGUCUGAGGGAAGCACCCUCUUUCUUGAUGUGAAACUUUUAAGCCCCACUUUACCUGAGUCUGUUUUCUGACUUAUGGUGGUGGUAAGAUGCCAUUUCAUUUACACAGCAUGCUAUUUCUCUUGAUCACUGGCCAGGCAUGCAAGAUGGGGAGACUCUCUCUUCCAUCUGUGCUGUUUGGUCUCAGGAAGCUGAGGGCAAAGCAUCGUUGGGUAUUACAGAGUACAGGUGAUGGUUCUUACACUCUGUGCCACAUUCUUUUUAACAUGUGGGUACCUGUGUGCCUCUCAGUGAGCUCCCACGAAGCAUCUCUGAGCUGAUGUAUCACCAGGAUAGAGGACUAGUUUGAAUAAAAGGUGAAACAUUUGUAAGAGGCUCAGCUAAAGGAGAUGUGAGAAAGAAACUUUUAUAUACUUUGGGGCAAAUUUUAGCCCUGCUAUGGGGAUCUACAUAGCACAGAAAGUGGGGAAAUUUGGGAGAUUUUUUUUUUUUUUCACCAAAAGUAUCUGUUUACACCCAUGUGUGGAUGGGGACUUAGGUGCUGUUACUGGAUCUGCAUUUUCUGGCUUUAAAUUAAUUUGGACUUCACCGUAGCCUUAGCCUGGGCUGAACUGGGAUAAAGCAAUAAUAAACUCAGGCCUCUGUAGUGCUUCGUUAGUUUUCAAAAUGGGCCAUCGGCAUUGUUGGGCUUCAGAACUCCAAGCUCUGCUCUUUGCUCCUUGAAUGGGAUUAUCUUUUUUGUUCUGUUUUCCCAGAAAGGAUGGAGAAUGAGGUUUUCUGUACAAAUCUCUUUUUAUUAGUUGUUCUACUGAAAGAGAUUUGUGCAAGCUGACUUCCCGCUUCCUGAGUUACCGCUGUUGGUGCUGUGUCUCCUGGACCCCACUGCCAGCAGCAGCAGCCUGGCCAAGACCAGUAACCACUAGCAUCUUUUGGAAUCCCAGCCCUCCGUUUUAACACGUUUUAUGUUGUGGGACAAUAUAUGUGACCCUGGUGGAAAUUUUUAAUUUACAUGGAUGCCUUAUGAUGAUUGUCAAAUUAAACUAAGCUUUGUGACAA